Onychostoma macrolepis is the source of this 987-nucleotide messenger RNA. It is a transcript of the gene c06h1orf74, whose product is annotated as chromosome 06 C1orf74 homolog. Lineage: Eukaryota; Metazoa; Chordata; Actinopteri; Cypriniformes; Cyprinidae. The record is from RefSeq and is a predicted model, not a curated record. The coding region runs from base 181 to 969 and encodes 262 amino acids. The transcript has a single exon.
UCAUUCAUUCCUUUGAAAUACCGACUCCGAGUCGAUAAAAAUGUCUAACAAGACCACUACGAUAUACCUGACCAAUGCUGGGACGUGAGCCUUCAUUAAUUAAGCGUUCAACAACUUUUAUAAUCAAUUUGUGUCCUGCUGUCAACAAAUAUUUUAUAUUUGUGUUUGUAAACGGGUGCAAUGGUUGCUUCAUUAGAAAAACUCAUCUCUGCCGCACAGAAGUUAUUGUGUCCUCGUAAGAAACGUUUAUCUCCGUCCAGAUGUCUUGAAGUGACUGUUCAAAUAAUGGCUGUGGAUCUGGGCGUCAAACCUGCACUGCUUUACGACAGUAAUGCAGCAUCUCCAGAGCAGCUUCAGAUGUACCUCAAAUCUCUACAAGAGUCUGGAGUUGUAACCAAUCCACUAAGGAUUCUGUCCAUUGAUGAAAACAAAUUCAUUUUUAAUCCUGCCACUAUUGAGUCCCACUUGGACGAUCUUCUCCAAAGCAAAAGUCUCCUUCUGAUUGACGUAUGUUCCUCAAGAAAACAACCUGUCUUGGCUGGCUUUGAAAAGACAACUGAGGAUAUGAUCAAAACUCUUUCAGACUUCUUCAUGAGUGAGCUGGAGAAAGGCUCCUCAGUGAUUGUGUUGGGAGAGGAGUUGUAUAAUGACUGGAACUUGUGCACUCUUUAUGGAAUCCUGUUAGGUUAUCCAGCCUCAUACUGGUUUGACCAAACUAAAGGAUUUGGGAACUGUCUGUGUAUGACACCACUGGUGGUGAGCACGGUUUGGGUCAAAUGGCAGAUAGAUGACACAAAUCAUCGCUGUUGUCUUUACUCAUUCAGUGUUCCUGAAGAGCUCUGGUCAGAAGUACAAAGUCAUGUGCAACGGUGGACUGAGCACCUGAGAGAGAGAUUUAACAAACAACUAGUUCUAACCGAUCUCUGCUUUUCUAGAGAUACUGUCACUUUGCCCUCUGUGACCCUUUGAAUAAACCUGAUUUAUGUU